AUGACCAGCGCUGUCGAAGCUGCGUUGCAGGCUACCUUUCCUCAUCAGGCUCGAGAGAUACGUCUAGCUGCUGGACGUCUGGCGUUCGCCUACGUGGCUCGUCAUUGUCGCAUUGAGCUCGGAGACGAGGCUGUCCGCCCGUUGCGAGCGCGUCUCAGCGCUGUUCUAUCCCUGCAUCGCCGCUGUCUUGAGCCGACCUCUCGCAUCAAGACUAGAGAGACGACGAUCAUCAGCCUCGGAGGCCUGGGAAAGCUCAAGGCUGAAGAGGUACAGCGCGAGGCUCUCCUCGCUCUCGUGCUCGAACUCAAUGGCACUGUCCUCCUCCAAUCGUGUGCCUACCUGCAAAUCACCGGGCUGGCCGCCUACCAUCGCUGCAGCACGUACGCACUUCUCUCCCCGCACUUUGCCGCCAUCAGCCCGCCGAUAGUCGAGCGCAUGACGUCUGCACCGGGCCUUUUCCUCGAGGUGCUCCAGCUCACAAAUCAGAAUCAGGCCAAGUUUCUACAAGCCACCAUCGCGUACACUCUUCCCGUCAUCAUUGCGUCGAAGAACAUCAAGGCCCUUAACCUCAUGGUCAGCGCGCUAGGCACGACAGUACCCAAGCUCUGCCUCGAGCAGGCGCCAGCCAUUCUCAAAAAUUACCUUCUGCUUCAGCCCGAUCAGCGCGACCGCAACAUCGCCACUUACUUGGACACGAUCAAGCGCGCCUCAGACCACGACGUUGCUUUACGCCAGCUGUAUCGCAGCUACAAUGGCGAGAUCUUGGGUCACUUGACUGCCACACUCGGUGAUCCGGAGCGACGCAAGGUUGCCAUCGAAGGGCUGCGUCACAUUGAGCACACGCUCAAGACGCAGCCGCCCUCUUCCGCCUCGAACUCCUCCCCCGCUGAUGCCUCGCGCCGCCCAAAGGCCUUGGGCAGCGAUCUUUCUGCCUUCCUCAAGGAUGAGAUCCUUGGCAUCCUCGCGUGGCUGAACGAUGACCUCAUGUCUGUGAAUGGCAAGAAGUCACCCAGCUUCAAGGCCAUGGUAGCUCGUUCCAUUGGAGUCUUCAUCGACAUCGUAGGCCAGAACAUCAGCCUCGUGGCACCGCAGAUCAUGGCCACCUUGAGCAGUACGCUGCAGGUGCCCGAACUACGCUUGGCCACGCUGCAGAGCUGGCAGACGUUCAUGACUACGCUGAAGUACGAAGAGGCGGGAGGCUUCAUCGGUCAGACAGCGGCUGCGCUGUUGAGCGUGUGGACGCAGUUUACGGGACAAGAGAAGAAGGUGGCCAAGGAGAUUUUGAGGUAUCUCGUGGUGGACAAUGCGAGGGAGAUGAGAGAUCAUAUCGAGGAGAUCCCUAACCUCGAUUGCUUGGCCAACGAGAUGCCUGAGGUGUGCCGCAAGGUUCGCUCUUCACGCGAGUCUUGGACGCCAGAGAAACAGCUCAGCCAGAUCUUGGAUCGCGUCACGGAUGAGAACACGAGCAUUAGCUUGACCUCACUGCGAGAGCUGCACGGCUUCCUGGCGGACCAGCAGGCUUUCAUCCAGCAAGCGGCCUCAGGCUCCGUCUUUGCGCCCAUCAUCGGCAAGCUCGUCGCUGCCUUGCUGAACACGAUGCGUCGCUCGGAAGAGAUGCAAGUAGAGGUGCGCGACCUCUGCCUCGAGUGUCUAGGCAAGCUGGGAGCGGUAGACCCCGAUCGACUGGACAUGGCCAGCGACGACAGCCCGCACAAGCUCCUACAGAACUUUGAGGACCGAGAGGAGACGAUCGACUUUGCCGUGCACCUGAUACGCGAUAUCCUCGUUAGCGCAUUCCGUGCUUCAUCCGACACCAAGCAUCAGGCAGCACUUGCGUACGCUAUUCAGGAGCUGCUCGCCUUCUGCGGCUUCACACCGCUGCUACUGAAGCCGACCGGACGCGCUAUCGCUGUCAAGGUCAGGCAGCGCUGGCAGGAGUUGCCGGCUUCCGUCGUAGAGACCGUAGCGCCGCUGCUCAACUCCAAGUACUCGAUUACGCACGGCCCGCCGACGGAGCAUCCUAAACCAUUCUACAUUCACUCGACGUCGUAUCGCGACUGGAUUGAGAUCUGGGCGAAUCAUCUCAUGCAAGGCGCGAAAGGCGGUGACGCGCAGCGCAUCUUUGGCAUUUUUCGUGUGCUUCUGCGCCAUCAUGACCUCGACAUCACGCAACACAUCCUCCCGCAUGCCGUCUUGCACAACCUCAUUUCCGGCACAGACACUCAACGUCAGGAGCUGCGUGAGGAGUUUGUGUCGGUACUCACGGAUCAGGUGGACCCCACAACGGAGUACUCAAGCGAUCGUCGCCUGCUCUGUGCCCAGACCGUCUUUGCACUCAUGGAUCACCUUUCUGCGUGGCUACGCCUGAAGCGACAAGAGCGAGCGCGUCAGCCCACUCGUCAGCAGCGGCGCGAAGCCGCAGCAGGCAAUGGAGUCGAUGAAGCCCACGCAAAUGUCCAGUCCGUCCUGGACAGCAUCUCUCAAGAGCUCAUGGCCCGCGCUUCCCUCCAAUGUCGCGCCUACGCGCGCUCCCUCCUCAACUUUGAGCUACGCAUCCGCGAGCUCCGCGAAGCAGGCAAAGAGGACCGCGACCUGCAGACGUACUACGAGCAGCUUCACGUGAUCUACGCAGAUAUCGACGAGCCGGAUGGGAUGGAGGGAAUCUCCACGCGUAUCAUUUCCCCUAGCCUGGAGCACCAGAUCCGCGAGCACGAGACCACGGGGAGGUGGACAUCAGCGCAGAGUUGCUGGGAGGUGCAGAUUCAGGGAGAUCCCGGGGAGGCGGCCAAUCAUGUGGGGCUGGUGCGAUGUCUCCGCAACCUUGGCCAUUACGAUACGAUGAGGACGCAUGUCAGAGGGGCAUUGAGUCUCAACCCGCAGUGGGAGGAUAUGCUGGCGCCGUUUGCCAUCGAGGGUGCGUGCAUUCUGGGAGACUGGGAUGAGGCGAGGGAGUUGCUGGAUCGCAGGCCGCGUGAUGGAGAUGACUCGCCACAGGCGGCUACGGCGCGUGUCCUGCUCGAGAUGAGCAGCGGCGAGGAGAGCACUGCCUUUGAGCCUGUCUUGCGCAGUGCCUUCCGCCAGCUUGGCAAGCCGAUCCUCGCCGCCGGUCGCAACUCUUACCCACAAGUCUACGAGUCCAUCCUUCAUCUGCACAUACUUUCCGAGGUCGGCAUGAUUCGCGAGGCCUCGGCAUCUGGCAGCAAAGCAAGUAUGUCCAAGCUGCAAUCACGCCUACAAGCCCGCCUCGACGCCACACUCCCCUCCUUCCGCAUCCGCGAGCCCCUGCUCAGCGUGCGGCGUACUGCUUUCAGCAUCAGCCGCUCUGCAGACGACCGUGCAGUGGCGGAUGCCUGGAUCUCGACUUGCAAGAUCGCCCGCAAGGCCAAGCACACGCAGACGGCAUACAGUGCUGUGCUCCAAGCUCGCGUCAGCGGGGCUCCAUUCGCAUUCGUACAGACGGCCAAGCUCCUCGCUAGCAGCGAUCAGCCCCAUGCUGCCAUACAAGAGCUCAGCAAUGCGCUCCAGAAUCUGCAGCCUGCCUUCGAAGCGUCCAACGCAAGCGUCAUCGACCUUACCGCAGAGGAUGCCAAUUCGCCUGCGGCCACUUUCGAUCGACGCGCCUUUGCCAAUGCGCACCUACUGCGGGCGCGUCUUUGCGAGGAGACGGGUCGCUUUGCCAACAACGACAUCAUUGAGCGCUACAAGAAGUGCACAGAGAUUGAGAAGAACAGCGAGAAGAUGCACUACUAUCUCGGCAGAUUCUACGACGCGAAAGAGGUGGGCAAUUCGCUCACGAUGAAGGCUCACGUUUGUCGCCAAUUCCUCAAGUCUGCCUAUGCGGGCACCAAGUACUUCUACCGCACCAUUCCUCGCGUCCUCACCAUCUGGCUCGACUCUGGGGAUGACCCUUGGCUUCUCAAGAUGGGGGCGAAAGGAGGGACAAACAAGAUGGACCGACAAGCAGAGGGGUACGAGAGAAUGCAAGCCUUCGAGAUCAUCAACAGUAACGUCAAUACAGCUCGGGGGAAGGUGGCUCCGUAUCAAUGGCUCGCUGUCCUCCCACAACUCGUCUCACGCAUUCCGCACAAGAACGACUACGUCUGGGCGAUUCUGCGUCACAUCAUUGCUGGCGUCGUCAAGAGCUACACGCCACAGGCUAUGUGGGGCAUCAUUGCCGCCUUUCACUCGAGUGACAACCUGCGCAGGAAGCGUGCAUUGGACAUUGUCCAGCUGGCAAGAACGAAUGACAAUGCGCGCACCAUCGACUCGUCCCAGCGUCUGGCCAGUGAGCUGCUCAACCUCUGCAAUCAUCCGGCGCCCAAAAAUAGCACGGCUUUUGACAUGCAGCGCGACUUCCCCAGACUGGCCGACCUGGCCAGCUGCAAUCUGAUCCUCCCGCUGCAGAGCUCGAUGACGGUCAACUUGCCAGCCGACAAUGAGCUGCGCCAGGAUCAUCUCCCCUUUCCCGUCGACCUGCCCCGCAUCAAUGGCUGGGACUCGCAGAUCGAGAUCAUGAACUCGCUGCAGAAGCCUCGUAAGAUUGUCGCGUACGGCAGCGAUGGCGGGCGGUAUGCUUUCCUGUGCAAGCCAAAGGACGACUUGCGCAAAGAUGCUCGCCUGAUGGAGUUUGACGCCAUGAUCAACAAGCUCCUUCAAGCCAGCUCAGACUCUCGUAAGCGUCGUCUUCUUGUCCGCACGUACGGCGUUGUUCAGCUCAACGAGGAGUGCGGGCUCAUCGAGUGGGUGCCCAACACGGUCGGACUGCGCAACAUCCUCAUCAAGCUGUAUGGCGCAAGGCGCAUUCCACUCUACGACGGUACGGUGCGCGUUAACAUGGACGAGGCAAGGCAGGCAGGGCGAAAUAGCGGGAAGAUUUUCGAGGACAAGGUGCUCUGCAACUAUCCGCCAGUCUUCCACGAGUGGUUUGUCUCGACCUUCCCUGAGCCGGCGGCGUGGCUCAAAGCAAGGCAUGCAUUUGCGAGGACAUGCGCUGUGAUGAGCAUGGUCGGUUGGGUGUUGGGGCUGGGGGACAGGCACGGCGAGAACAUCUUAUUCGAUUCCAUGUCGGGCGAUACAGUUCACGUCGACCUUAAUUGUCUCUUCGAAAAGGGAGCGACAUUUGAGAUCCCAGAGACGGUACCAUUCCGCCUCACGCAGAAUCUUGUUGAUGCAAUGGGCGUAUGCGGGUACGAGGGCGUAUUCAGGCGAGCCGCUGAGAUCACGAUGGGGAUCCUCCGUAGCAACAAGGACUCGCUCACCAGCGUGCUCGAAGCCAUGGUGCACGACCCUCUCGUCGAGUGGGGCGGCGGAGCGUCGCAAGGGGGCGGUGGUCAUCACACGACGUCACGCAAAGCUCCUCAACAAGCAGCUGCCUCAACUUCAGCAGGCGGUGGCCGGCUCGACCCCCGCGUCUUGGCGGCUCGACAAGCGCUUGACCCUGUAGGACGCAAGCUCGAUGGCUGUCACCGCCCUGCCGGUAUCAAUCCAGCUGCAGCCGCUGCUGCUCAAAUGACUGGUGGGCCAGGAAGCUGGAGUCUGCCUCAGUCGACGCCGAAUCUUGUUGAUCUGCUCAUCAGGGAGGCGACAUCGAGUAGCAAUCUGGCGCGCGUCUACGUGGGUUGGGCUUCUUGGCUGUGA
Jaminaea rosea is the source of this 5637-nucleotide messenger RNA. RefSeq lists its product as hypothetical. The record is from RefSeq and is a predicted model, not a curated record. The transcript is spliced from 5 exons. Gene Ontology annotation, cellular component: nucleus. Gene Ontology annotation, biological process: DNA damage checkpoint signaling; protein phosphorylation; telomere maintenance. The coding region runs from base 1 to 5637 and encodes 1878 amino acids. NCBI's taxonomy places the organism in Eukaryota, Fungi, Basidiomycota, Exobasidiomycetes, Microstromatales. Gene Ontology annotation, molecular function: protein binding; protein serine/threonine kinase activity.